AUGACCACAGCUGACACAAUAGAUGCAUCACACAGUGUUAAAGAAUGGCAUUUGGAAAGCUUAGGGUUGCUUGCAGGAGGCACAAAGAGCCUGGAUCAAAAUCAGACUACAGAAAUUUUGAAGACACGGUUCAGUACUUGGACACCUAUUGAAAACAAAUCUCUUAACAAUCAGGUGAGCUGCAGUCACACAUAAUUCAUUUAAUCGUUGUGCUUUCGGCCUUCAUUGUACUCCUAAAGCUUACACACAAACACACCCUUGCAUAUUGAUUCAUACUUUCAUAAUUUGAGUAGGAAGGACUUACACGUUUUCAGAUAUAUAUUGAUGUCAUUGCAGCAUAGGUGUGCCUGCCAGCUGAUGCCUUCAAAUUCUGGAGUGACAGGAGUUCUGACCGCUAAUCCUUGGCCUUGCCUAAACCUAUCCCCACUCACUAAGUGCAAUAUCACAGCACUUGCUAAGUUAUGAAAUGUCAACAAUGAUGCCCGCUGCAGGUCAGGACUAUCUGAGGCAUCUUUGGAAAGUGGUAUCUACAUCGUAACUUAUAAUCUACUUUCUAUAAUUGUUACUGAAAACAAAUAAAAGAAAUAAAGGCCUUUCCCACGGACAUCCACCUACAGUAAGAAAAGGUCCCAACGGGUGCAAGUUAAGUCUCUACAGCAGCCUCAUCUGCUCAGACAUUUCUAUUGGAACUUCCAUCACUGUUGUAUUCAUAGGUGAAUGGGCUGCACCAAAUAGCUCCCGACUUCUGCCUGUACAAUGCAAACAUAUGGAAGGAGGAUUUGCCAGAAACCUCCCUUGGGAGCAAGUCCUUGGCUCUUUUGUCUCCACCCAAUGUUUCACUCUUUGUGUCUCAGAAUGGGUCCAAAUAGUAACCUCCUCACACACAGAGAAACAAAGUCCUGCCAACUACAGGUUUUUACAUGUUCUUUAACCCCUUUAAAGGGGAUAGAAAUACUAAGUCCCGUUUUGCAGCCAUUUUAUGCCUCCUUCUGUUCUUCUUCACAACAACAAUAAUUUUUUAUUUAUAUUUUUAAAACUUAUAUCCCACCCAUCCAGCUGGGUUUCCCCAGCCACUCUGGGCAGCUUACAACAUAUAAAGCACAACAAAACAUCAAACAUUAAAAAACAAGAUAUCCUAUACAAGCAACAAACAAACCAAUAAAUCAAUAAAACCAAUAACAAUAACAAUAAUAAAUAGUUUACAGUUACAGUGGUACCUCGGGUUACAGACACUUCAGGUUACAGAUGCUUCAAGUUACAGAUCCUUCAGGUUACAGACUCCGCUAAACCAGAAAUAGUACUUCGGGUUAAGAACUUUGUUUCACGAUGAGAACAGAAAUCGCGCAGUGGUGGCGUGGUGACAGAAGGAGGCCCCAUUAGCUAAAGUGCUACCUCAGGUCAAGAACAGUUUCAGGAACAGACCUCCAGAACGAAUUAAGUUCUUAACGCGAGGUACCACUGUAUACCCAAAUUAAAGUAACCGCCAACCUCAACUAAACAUUUAACUAACACCCACCCAACAAAAAUGAAACAGAGGAACCAAAAUUAGAACCAUUUAAAUCAUUUUAAAGCAUUUUAGCCAGUUGCCCACAAUAAUCAUGCGAGGUAGGUUAGGCUGACAAUUGGUGACGGACCUAGUUUAGGAAGUGAGCAAAAACAAUGGGAAGUGAUUUUAAAAUAUGUAACUGAAAAUGCUGAGAGUUCCCAAAACGUUUUUUUGUUGUGGUAGGCUAAACGUUUUGAAGCAGCACAUGCUCAAGAGACCUAAAAGAACUACACUGGCUCCCAAUACAUUUCCAAGCACAAUUCAGAGUGUUGGUGCUGACCUUUAAAGCCCUUAACUGCCUUGGCCCAGUAUACCUGAAGGAGCAUCUCCACCCCCCAUUGUUCAGCCCAGACACUGAGGUCCAGCUCCAAGGGUCUUCUUCUGGUUCCCUCACUGCGAGGUUACAGGGAACCAGGCAGAGGGCCUUUCUGGUAGUGGCACUCUCCCCUCAGAUAUCAAGGAGAUAAAACUUUUAAAAGACAUCUGAAGGCAACCCUGAAUUGGGAAGUUUUAAAUGUUUUAUGUUUUGCUGUGUUUUUGUUGGAAGCUGCCCAGAGUGGCUGAGGAAACCCAGUCAGAUGAGUGGGGUAUAAAUAAUAAAUUAGUAGUAGUAGUCCAUGACAGAUUAUGUAGUAAUAAAUCUGCCAGUCUUUAAGAUGCCUCAAUAUGUAUUUUCUGGUACCUUAUUUCAUACAUUCCAUUUUGGAGGGAAAGAGAGUCCUGUUUUGGGAAUUGCACCAGUCCCCCAAUCACCUCCACACAAAGGCCUAUUUGAUUUUCUCUUUUUUUGUGUCUAUGUGGCAGUUGCAGGCACACCCUCAAAGGAAAGAUGUUUAAUGUCCAAAUUAGAUGGGGCUCAUUCUUCUUCCCUCAGAAAAGAGACUGAAUGCUCCUUGAGUUCGAAGCAAUGGGACAGUAACACUGACGGGAUUUCAUAAUGGUGUUUUCUAGCCACAGAGUUGCACUUCCUAGAAAUCCCCAGUGAAAGGGAAGUUUACAAAAGAUGACUUUAUGUCAGGGUGUGAAAGAUGAGUGCCAGGGAAAACACUGUGUGAUGGUGGGAGCUGCCCUUUGAGAGAAUCCUGUGAUUUCCCCCCCAGCUCUUUCAGGAAAGAGUCAGACUGAUAAGUCACUGGUUUGACCUGUGGACGGACAAGCAGCGCAAGCAGUUUCUCCAUGGCAUAUUGAUCAAGUGCAAUAAGUCACAACUGAAGUAAGUGAGCCACAAGUUGUUUCCCAGGCUGCGUUUUGUGAAAAGAAAAAAUAGGCUCCAGAGAACACCUCUGGCAAAAGGGAUCUUUAACUCAAGCCAGGCUGACCCCAAUGCCAUCAUUGUCCAGUGUUCACAGAAAGCGAAACACUUACCCGUAUGCAUCCAAAUGCAGGCGCUAAGACCACAUUGUGUUCUUGCAAGAUGGAUACUUAAAAUUAAGGCCUAUGUAUUACAACAGCAGAACUGCCUGGUGAAACGCAUUUUGACAGAGAACAACUUUUGUGUUUAUAACAAUUUUGCAAUAAAGCAUAGCAGCCUUCUUAAACAAUGCAAAAUGACUAUUUAUUUCUGUUAAUGCUUUGAGAAAUCUGUCUCUCUCACAUGGCCAGUAAAAUAUGAGAAUUAAGAUAUAACGAUGGCCAGUACAUGGGACCUUUUUCUUUUCUUUUUGCAUGACUGAAAAACUGCUGCUAAGACUGGGCUGGGGAAACUUUAUUCCAACUCCUAUCAGCCUCAGCCAAGCAACACCAAUAAUAAGGGAUGAUGUGAGUUUGUAGUUCAGCAUGUGAGUUUGUAGUUCUGGCGGGCUAGAAAUCCCUCCUCUCUAUAAGAUUAGAAUAAGCAGGAGUCCAAAGCUUGUAUUUGGCUUUGGCCAUGAAGCUUCAUACAGUAGUGCUAAUUCUUCCAGAAAUGGUCUUCUGUGAAUUUGUAACUUGUGAAGCAGCCUUAAAUUUAGAAAGCCACAAGCAUGUAGUGAAGCUGCUUUGAGCUUCUCAAGGGAACAGUGGGGUGUAUGUGUCAUAAAUACCUACAGAGUUUUUGCAGCGACCCGCAAUGACUGGGUUGAGACAUAACUUCAAACUGUAGUUUGCUUUUAUGUCUGAACCCAAACUUGCCCACAAUCCAUGGUUUAUUUGUAGACGACAAACCAGAACCUGAAAUCACUGUGUUGAAGUUAGUUUGCAAAUUACAGUUUGUGCUAACUGUGGAUUGGUGUUGUGUCAGUUCAGAGACCAUUGACAAACCACAGUUAAGGUGGUUGCUCUGCCUCAAGAGGCUGCAGCAUUGUAGAGAUGGAAAGCAACUUAUCAAACUAAGUGCUGAGCAGACAAGAGAAAUCAAACUAUGCUUUGCCUGUUAUGUCUGGAAGUUCAGACACUGCUAUGUCUUCUUAACCAGAGUUACUGAAAACUAGUUUCACCCAACAUCAGAAUCCAGUCCAAAUCCCAGUGUGCAUGACACAGUAAGCCAAACUAUGACUUACUGGGACCACUGUAAAAUGUAGUUUCCUGAAGAGGAGCUUGUAGCUGCUUUGUUCCUCCUCGAUCCUUUUCCACCUUGGUGCACAAAUUUGCUUUGCCUUAUGAUGUUGUCUGGCUUAAUUUGGCUUACUGUGCCACGCAAACAUGGUCAGUAUCACAUUUAUGUUCUUCUGAGUCUCCUGGCAAUAAUUCUUCUGGAUCUUUCCAUAGUUCCUGAAAGGUGAUAAUUAGAACCUCAGCAGAGGGUAUUAAUAACCACCCACUUAGGCCUGUCCUGUUUCACAGAUUUGCUGAAAGAUGGUUUGUAGAGAAUAUCCCAGUGACCAAAGUGGAUUUCACCACUGUUCUGCCACGUUUCGUAUCUUUGUACAUAUUCUCCUUUCUCAACGCUAAGGACCUUUGUGCAGCAGCCCAAGUCAGCUGGCAUUGGAAGUUUUUAAGUGAACAGGUAAGCUUUGGGUCUGUAUCUCAACUGGGGGGAACCUCAGGCCUGGUGGCCAAAUGUGACUCUCCAAGCCUGGGACUCUUGCCAUACAUGCACUCUGCCUGGCCACGCUCUCUCUUCCCUGGCCAUCCCUUUUGCAUCCUCUUUGCCUGUUUUUUGCCUGGCUACGAUGUGUCCUUAACCUACGCGAAUGCCUUUUUCUUGCUUCAAGGAUAGAGAAGUGUUUGGAGAAACUAGCCUACUGUACAAAGAUAACAUUUACAUCCAUUGCGCUGUUCUCUUCCAUGUGGCCUCCAAACAGUUGCACAGAAGGGAAUGUGGCCCUCAUCCUUGGUAUAUAUGAUCUUCACCAGGGCCAAAACUACAUUUUGCGUUUGGUGCAAGAACACUGUAGUCCUCUUCGGGCAUUUAGGAUAUUGCACAUGUGAGGGAGGGCUGUGGGGAUUGGCAUGCUAGAUCUUUGACCCCUAUCAUUGUUGCCCUCUGCAAGUUGGGAAAUUGCCCCACUUGGGGAGCCUGCUUCUUCUCAUGUAGGCUCCCUACAUGUGUAGUCCCUGGAAAGUUAGGACUUCUCUGUAUGAUCCUGGACUUCAGAAUAAACUCUGAAGAUGUGCUUAGUCAAGGUAGCAUUUGGCUGAAUUGUGCUUACUUGGGAAAAAAAUCUUCUGCUGCUUCUCUUUUUUUGUAUGUGAGGGUAUUUUAAUAUUGAAAAUCACCUUGUGGGGGCUGUGCACCCUGAAAAGUGGAUUUAACACACUUUUAAAUAAGUCACACUUUAAGAUUCUUGGAUGUUUAGACAACAUUUUCCUUUUGAAAACAACCCUCUGUUUUUUACUUCCCUACUCAAAAGGAUUGUCUGUGGAUGCCGAAAUGCAUUUUGUUUGGAUGGUUUCUACCAUACGUUCCUGAAAAAAAUGAGUAUAGUGCUUGGAAACAACAUUAUAUUGCUUGUGCAACUGACCUGGAUUACUUAACUCCGAGGGAAGUUGCUGAGUCUUAUGGAACACUGAGUGAACCUAAACCAGAAAAUGAAGACCAAAAAGAAAAACUACGUGAAAGAUGUCUGCGGAAAAUUAUGAGAGAGAGAUUAACUGUAUGCAAAAGUACGUUGGAUGAAAUUGUGACUUGAUUUAGUUAAUGGGACUUACUUCUGAGUAGAUAUGAAUAAGAUUGCAUCAUAAAUCUAUCCUCCAAGGACAAUUUUAAAAAAAUAAAUAAAGCAAACCAGCAAAAUAAUAUAUUACCCAGGAAAGCAGUGAAUGUUUGGCCGUGUGAUGGAUCUUGUUUCUUGACGCAUGCAGCAAAGUGCUAAGAAAGUUAGAGCACCACAGUGAUGAAUAAGGCUUGUGCACAAGAGCGUGGGUGUAUUCUCAACCAGUUCUCAUUUUCUUCAAUGGGACUUGCAGGGUAGAUGGUGUUAGAUUGUCCUUAACAUCCAAUGAUUGCAUGAGUGGCAACCCCCAUUCCUCUGAAAAGCUUCUGCUGUGGUAUCUCUCCAUCCAGUUUUGGACAAUUGUUCUGCAGACCUACAAUGUUUAGCAGGUCCUCUUGACCCCCCUGGGAAGGGCUACAGCAGGAAAGACAGGAAGGACAAGAUGACUUCCAAAGGCUGUCUUCCACUCAUGCAACUGUUGGCUACAACCCUUAGUUUUUAAUGGUGUACCUAUACCACAAUGGUGUUCCUUCUAAGCAAUGUUUAAAUAGUGAUUUAUCCCUACAGAAACAAAUGGUCAGAACAAUUACAGUAAAAAAAAUUGAAGGAAUAAUUUAAUAAAUAGUAUGCUUUAUUUGUUAUACUUUUUAUAUGAAAAUUAAAUAUGAGAACAUGUGGGAUUUUGGUUUUGUUAGAUGUGGUUUUCUGACAUGCAUAUAUGCUACAGGUAUAUGAAGUGGAAAAAACACAAGCAUGUGCUUGUGACGUGAGGUUGGCACAUGGAUUCAAACAUGUACAUACCUUCUAUUAAGGUCUGUAAUGUGUGCAGCAACUCAGGUUAGCUUAGCUACAAUCUAUAGGUAAAGGUAAAGGGACCCCUGACCAUUAGGUCCAGUUGUGACCGACUCUGGUGUUGCGCGCUCAUCUCACUUUACUGGCCAAGGGAGCCGGCGUACAGCUUCCGGCGAACCAGAGCAGCGCACGGAAACGCCGUUUACCUUCCCGCCGGAGCCAUCCCUAUUUAUCUACUUGCAUUGCACAUGACGUGCUUUCGAACUGCUAGGUUGGCAGGAGCUACAAUCUAUACCCAGCUGCAUAAAAAUUGAAAUCAUCCAGUAAUUGGGGAAAUGUACACAGGGAGCUUUCAGAAUAUUCUGUGCCUUUUGAAACAUCUGGGAUUAAACAGCAUUGCCCAAUGGUCCUUUUCAGAAGAAUUAAUCAAAGCUCGUCCACCUUGGAACUCGGGAUUUUACAGAUCUGGAUUACAACCAAAGUUGCCCCAGACUGUCCAUGACCGAGUUAGAUCAGCAGCAGCGUUGUUUCAAAUGAAGGUAUUUAUUGUUCCAUCAUGUGUUGCUAUUGUUGUUUCUGUUUCAGUGACACAUGACUUGAGUCUUGUCUCUGUCAUUUCUCAUGAAUGAGGCUCAGUGCUUGAAUAGGUGAAGAAUGCAUUUCAGGAAGGCCAGUGGUGGAGGCACCAGCCAAGCCCCAGACCUCCUACUCUUCUUCCUUGCUGACACUGCCUGUUUAUCUGCCCUCAUUGAGUGAGCAGCACAAGGAAGAGUGCCUCUGCUCGAUUUGCCCUUCCCCCUUUGGGAGGAAUCUGUGCUGAUCUAACCCAGAGGAAGAGUCCAGGCAGCAGGAAAGAUGCGGAUUGACAAAAGGAGGGCAGACCAGUAAUAGCAUCUUGCCCAGCAACAUCCCCCCCCCCCGCCCCAAAUCCCCUGAGCUUCUACAAAGUACCUUUUCUUCUUCACAAGUUAGCACCUGGAAUCUGAGAAGCAGAAUUUCUUUCCUUUUAAUUUUCAAAGCAUGGCAGUAUCUCUAAUAUGUAUACAGUGGUACCUUGGGUUACAGACGCUUCAGGUUACAGACGCUUCAGGUUACAGACUCCACUAAUCCAGAAAUAGUACCUCGGAUUAAGAACUUUGCUUCAGGUUGAGAACAGAAAUCACGGGGUGGCAGCGUGGCAGCAGCGGGAGGCCCCAUUAGCUAAAAUGGUGCUUCAGGUUAAGAAUGGUUUCAGGUUAAGAACGGACCUCCAGAACGAAUUAAGUUCUUAACCUGAGGUACCACUGUAUUUAAAGGCUGCAAAUCUAGAAUGUAUGAUAAAAAAAAAGAGUUGUCUCUGCAAUUAAAUUCCAAUACCACUUCCCCAAUAAAUUGGAGACUGUAAAUAUUUCACAUUAUUUCCCCCUUUGUGACUACCAUGACCACAAAGCAUUGCUUGAUAUCCUAUUCAAAUUACAGCUUUGAGGAACCCAGUUUAGCAUACAGGGGUUUUGUUUUUCUUUUAACAAGGCCUCUUAUUCGAUUCUAUGAGAGAAUCAUAGAAUUCUGUGAUUCAGUGAUUGAUAUAACUACAGACACCACAGUCAGGGGAAGAUUAUAAUAUAUGCUUAUUUGAUUUCAACCUCUUAGCAAUCCUGGCUGGUUAGACCGAGAGAAACUAACUUUCCUGAAUCUCCUCACUCAGUUUCAAGCUUGACUGCAGAGUUGGAAAAGGGAGUCUCCAAUAAAAACACCAUAACCAGGUUCAAUGUUGCUGCAGAAUAAUUGUUGACCCAAUUAGCAUCCCUCUGCUGCUGCAUGUACUUGAAAAAGAAACUGCAGAAAGAUCGAAUUGCAGUUUUUAAGUGUAAAGUGAUACACUUGGGGUGGGAGAGAGAAUCCCAGCUUCCCAUAGACACUGAUGGGAUCUGAACUGGCAGAAGGAAUGGGGAGGUACCUGAUAAACAGAAUGUUCAUCACCCAUGAUGGAGGAUGGAAGCCUGGUGCUUAAACUAGGUACCACCACCACCACCACCACCACCUACUCUUUCUCAUUUAAUAUUUUCUCUCAAUGAUUUUAGAAUGGAACGCCUUCCCCGAAGGAAAUGCUUUUCAAACAUAUUUCUGCAGAUGCUAAAUCUGUGCCACGCGUUGGUCUGGAAGCUGAGACACUUCCAAAAAGGUAAGCAGGAUUUGAGAUUUCAGAAUAUCUGUCUUAAGACACAGUUUUCAAAAAUAAUAUCACAUAAUCUGUAUCUAUGUUCAUAUUGAAACUGAAUAAAGAUAAAUGUUUAAAAGGGGGGUAUCACAUGUUAAGAAUAGAAAAGUUCCAAUCAUGUGGCACAAAUUAAUUCAGCAACCAGCUGUUAGUGCAAUCCGAAAUGUGAACUAAAUGCAUUUUUUUUUGUCUUGCCUGGAUAGAGGCGUAUUAAUGAAUUUUUGACUGUGUUUACAUUUGAGAGAUAAUUGUAAGUAAGAAAUUUGAGGAAGGCCAGACCCCAAAAUGUGUUUGUGUUAUGGUCCUACUGAGGGCUUGUUAAAAUGUAGGGUGGCAAUGGGUCUUUGUGCCUUCUUAUUCCCUCUGCAACCAGUCUGCAUGGCUGUCUAGCAUAUGUAAUCUCAUGUUUUCAUUCUGUGUAUUUAUCAUUAAAAACCAGUAAUUCUUUAUGUCACUUUAAGCUUAAGUUUCACUUGUAUUCUUAUAGAAAGAAGGCUGUUGGCAGCUGCUCUGAUCCUGUCUUACCUCACAGACUUCAUCGGACUGUUUUACAAAAUGACCCUAAUGAAACACAUUCUCCUCAGCUAUGUCUUAUCUUGAUAUCAUCCCAUGUUCCUGCUUAUGAGGUAUUCUCAUUGUCUUAUUUACAGAAAGUGAAGUUAGGACUUUGUAAAACAGUAGUUUUGAACAAUUCAUAAAAUCUGAAUAAUAUUUUGAAUAGCAUUUAAAUUCCUUUAAUGCUUAGUUAAAAAAUAAUAACACAAUAGAAAAGGGUUUUUUAAACUUAGCAUAAUGCAAGAAUAGCCCAGUACCUUAACAUUAGUAUAAUUCUCAAAGACCAAUUUCCAUCCAUGUUUUCCACUUUUUCUGUUACUUUUCUAUUCAGUAUUGUGAUUCUUUAUUAUUUUUUAGAUGAUUGUGGACAGUAUUAAGCCUGGAGUGAUUCCUGUAGUAUAUGAUCAUAGUGGCACAACCUUGGAAAGCCUCCUUUAUUAUGUAGGAAAGGCCUUGGAUGGCCAAACGGCAAAGAGUAUUGGGAUUAUUACUGAUGGAGACUCCAGAGGGAUUAACCUGCUUCAAGGUGGGAUUCACUUAAAGUAGUUUAACACUUGAACCUAGCAUAUCACAUUUGGUAUUCUAGAGCAAUAUUGUAUGGAGAAAAUCAAUGAAAUCGGCACGUUUCCUUUCCUUUAAUAAGCCUUUGGCAGCAGGAGCCUGCUUUGAGACAUGUUGUAAUCAGCGAACAAAGUCUGACCUGCACAUGGUUCUGAAUGUGCAGAAUGAUUUUCGCAGAAUAUAGUUCCUUCAGAGAGAAGGUGGCUAGUGCUAUAUGAAAUACAACUGUUAAUGGAAAAGUCUGAACAGUUCACAUGAUUAAUACUGGCACUUCACCCCUGCAAAUGCCCUCCAGGCCAAGAUUUUACCAAUGUAUACAUUUAAUAAGAUGUCAUUAUAGGAAUACGGUUGUUAUCUAUACACUUUGCUGCUUUUCUAUUUAUUGGUUAUAUAUAAGGCUUGUCAACACUCUGCCCAUUGGCACAGAUCUGCCCACAGAGGUAUUCAUUGGUUGGUAUCUUCAGGGCUCCCUCCCCCCACUGAAAUUAGGCUUGCAAGAAGCAUUGUGUUGUAACCAAUAGAAUACACACACAUGGCAAUUUGUGUGUGGUGCCCACAACAGUUUAUCCAACUUGCAAAAAGGUUGGUGCCUCAUUUUAGGUAAUAUUUACUGUUGAUGGCAUGAUCUAUGAUGUAUUUAUGUAUGUUGUGAGGUAUUUGUUGAUACUAUUGGUAUGCUAUUUAUUUAUUUAAAAAAACAAACUGCUUAAUAAAAACAGCAAGCCCUAUGUGGUGUGCAUAAAACAGUAAAAUAUCAAUAAAAUGCAAUUCAACAGAAUUUAAAAAUAUACAUGACUGGUUUAUAUGACCACAUAGACUUGAUUAAACCUUAAAAAGGUUUUCACAGGUGCAUAAAAGUGAACAAAAAUGGUGAGAUAUGUUUUGCAUGAUAUAUAUAACAUUACAUUAUAGAUAUGUUUAAAAAAAUCCUAAUGGAUAGUUCGCUUUGCUGACUUAUUUAAUUUCUUUAAGGCUGUAGCAUCAGUACCAAGAACCUUCUUAAACCUGAGGUGAAAGAAUUUUGGGUAAAGUUAAGAAGCAGUGUGAUGCAUCAGGAAGGUGGUUAUAUAGACAUCUUUGUCCCUCUGGCAGCUUCAGGUCAGUUCUGUUGGCGGCAAUGGCUGGUCCUUCUAUGUUGCUUAUGAAAAGUCUAGUCCAAUAGAAAACCCAACUGGAUUUAAAACAUCCAUUGAUUGUUGCAAAACUAUUAUGGAAUAGGAAGUCCCUGUUUUCAUUGGAGAAAUGUUGAAGGGUAUGGGAAAGAGCCUUUACUGUCCACUCAGAUGUGGGGGUUUUGUUAGUAGUUCUGAAACAAGGGGAAGGAGAUGAUCCACUGACCAUUUACAAUGGCACCGUCCCAUUCUCUGACAUCCAUAUAAUUAUACUCAUUUAGUGGCCACAGCAUUAUUUGUUCCCACCACAUGGAGUAGGAGCAAGAACUAUGUGUAGGAUUAAUUGGCAGUUAAAAUGGCUAGAGUAUUUGUUGGUUUGACAAUGGGUGAGAAUCUAGUCAUUGGCUGGCCUAAAUGCAGGCUGAUACUUUCCCAGCUUGUGUAAAGGAAUAACAUAGACGGGAGUGGCAGGAACCUCCUGUCCACCAUGACGCAAACUGAUAUACUUGGGUGUGUAUCUGGUGUGUCAUCUCCUAAGCUGGCCAAGACUUUGAAACAGCAUCCCAAGGUCCCUUAAGUGUAUUCUCCAGUGGGGAGUGAGGCAGCAACCCAGUUCUCCAUUUUACUUGAAGAAAUAAUGUCCUGAAUGUAAUAGCAGCAGUGUUAGAGGAUUAGUUAAGAAAACUGUAAAUGGUCAAUGAAUCUAUCUUGCCUCACUUCUUCAACUAGGCAAUGUAGACUGAUACUGGAGUAAGUUUUAACAACCAACUUCUUGACUACUGACUGAUAAAUGGGUAGAUUUUUACCCUCUUGAAGAUUUUAACAAAGUUUAGAUGUUCAUGGCCACUGAACUAGUAAAAACCUAUAAUGUUUUAUAUGUUGGCGAUGUAUAAUUGCCAAGGAAGGUUAGAUCAGUUCCUUCUCUGUCUGGGUGGCUAAUAUGUUUCAUUCUGGCAGGCUUCUAGUGCAUUCAAAUUGUAAGCUGUGACUAUUAAAAAAAUUGUUUUAUGCUGGUUUAUAUAAUCUAUGGGUUGGAUGCAGACUUUGCUUCCACUGGCUAAUGGAGGUGACUUUUGCUGAUUUCCCCUUGCCCUCUGUAGCAAUCAUUGACAUCUCCUGCCUUGACAGCUCCUGGGAUGGGAGAUUGUGCUGUGGGUUGGGCUAAGGUAGAAGCGCUUGUGAAAAUUGCUUCCAUUUUCUGACAGAGGGAAGUCUGUGAUAGAAUAGAAGCCUUCAGUGGACAGGAGGCUUUCCAUCUGCGGAAGAUGAAGUCUAGAUCCAACUCUUCAUUGUUAAUAUAUUGAAGUUUAGUGUUGUAAACCACCCUGGGGUGCUGGUUGGAGCCAAAAAGCAGUUUUAAAAGGUUUGAAUAUUACAUGACCAAUAUGAAAUAUGUAAUUUUGCAGAGGCAGGAAUGGAGGUCCUUUCCCAGCUGUCUCAUCUAACUGGACUGUUUUUCCGAACUCCUGCAGGAAUAGCAACCGGAUCAUAUCAACACAGUAAGUGAAAACUACUAUACAUAUGCAGAGUUUGCAUAAAGUAUCUGAUUUCAAUGCAUAUUUUAGAUAUGUUAGGGCCAAUCCUAUCCCCCCUGUGGUCACUUGGCCACAAGCAGAGGCUGUAGCAGAAAUGCUGGCAUCCCAUCACAAGCAAGGAUGGACGAACUUUUAAAUGCAUUUGUAAUCUCCACCGCCACAGAUUCUUGCAAAGAGCAAUGUUGCCUUGGUUUUAGGAGGGUGAGGCCACUGAGAGCUUGCACAUUGUGGGUAAAUCACAAUUAGGCAUGGCACAGCUAAAUGCACCUAUGCUCUGUCUUGGCAGAAGGCAAAUUCAUAUAUAUAUAGUCUAUGGUUGUAAAUACCCACCACCUCUCCCACACACACACACACACACACACACACACACACACAUAUUUAAAGGAGGCCAUUACAUUGCUUGUUAUUGCUUGUUAAGUAAUGGCAUUUCAGAAAUAACUUGUGUGUAAAGCAUACAUUGUAUUAUAAUAAAAAUGCUGCAUAUAAAAGCAAUGGCUGCGUAUCUCUCCCAUCUAUUGAUAAAACUCUGUUUAGACACUUGGCCAAGUACUGUAUUUAUAGUGGUGAGUAUCUCAACAGCUGAUUUAGUGGGGACUGGAGAGAAGAGACACUGAGCCACCAUUUUAAUGUAUAUGCUGCAUUGGUGUGAUUUUCAAACACAAUUAGCAGCUGUUUAUUUUCUUAAAUACAUUUGAUAAAUACAUUGUGCUCACAAAAAGCAGACAUAUUGGCUAAUCUAUUCCUCUAAUAUAUAGCUAAUAUGGUGCCCUCCAGUUUUUGCUGGACUUCAGCUUCCGCCAUCCCAUUGGCAAUACUGACUGGAGUCGAUGUGGGUCUUAACAUCUGGAUGGCACCAUGCCGGCUGCCUCUGCUCUAGUUUGUACAAAUCUGUGGGAUUUAAUAGCCCAGUUGAGUAUCAUUAACACAGCUGAGGCUAAUUUUGUUCUCAUUAUACUCCCUGCUAGAGGAAAAAAAUAUGAAAUCUGUGGCAGAGUAACCCAAAGAAUGGGGAAUAACUUGCUGUGUCGUUAUAGUUCUCAGUGAGUGGUUGGGAAACCAGAAAGAUAGUCCUCCUCCCCCAUCCAUCUACUUUACUGAAGCAAAACUGCAAUUGUGGCUAAGAUUCACAGAAUUGCUGGAAGACGCACUGAAGGCUGUCAGGAAAAACCUGAGACCCUAUUUUUGUGAUUUGCAGAAGAACAUGACUGGCAAGAUUCUUGGUAACUUCUCUCUCUGUUGCCUCCAAAGUAAUUUUUAAAUUAGAAAUAUUAGAAUUAUUGCAAAGGGUUAUACCAUGCACCUGAAAUUCAGCAUUUUUAUGAGACUGUUGAGGAUCACUUCCUAUUCCAUAAUAUAUGUAUGGCUCAAUUCUUAUUUGAUGUUCUGUUCUCAAGUACAGAAUUCAUGUGCACACAGCAAAGUAUGAGGAGCAUCUAUGUAAUUUUCAUGGUGGUCCCAUUCGGUCAAGUCCCAAUCAUGAACAAUGAGCUUGUAUUUGUGGUUAGCCUAGAUCAUAGCUGUCAACUUUCAGAUUUGAAAAUAAGGGAUCAGCAGCCUCGAAAAUAAGGGAUCAGCAGCCUCACCUGUCCCGGGGACAGUCUACGGGAUAUCUAACAAUCUGGGAUAGCAGUGGGAAACGGCGCUGGAAUAAGGGAAUUUCCCACAAAAAAAGGGAAGGUUGACAGCUAUGGCCUAGAUCAUGGUUAGCCUGGAUGAUAUAUUUUCCUCUGUUUGGAGGAAACUUGCCUGUGUGCACUGCUUAUAAGUGAGAUGCUUAAGCCUAAAAUGCAUUUUAUAUGUUUGGCUGCAAUUUCCACUCAAGAGGAUGGAAAAAACCCUUUUGUUCAAAGAUACUAAUCCACAUCUGCUGACUCUUGGUUUUUUGUUAACCAAAAUACAGUAUCAUAUAAUCAGGUGGAGUCAAUAAGGCAGCCAAAAUGUUCAGGUUUCUUGUUACCUUGCUUACAUUCCUAGAUAUGAUCAAGUCGGUCAAAUAGAUUAAUGAGAAAUUAUGAGAGAUGUCCCUCCUUAGCAGCAGGGUUUAGUGUAAUCUGUUUGAGGACGAAAGCAAUCCAGUGUUUUUCCUCUGCUGCAUAAAGACACAUGGCUUGUUUGCUGAAGUAAGUUUGUGUACUUACUGUGUCAUUGACCCCUACUUGUAUGUAGGACUGCACAGCAGCGUAAUUUGCCUGAAUACACUGGGUGUUCCUGAAGUUAGUGGAAUUUAAGUCUUGUAUGUUCUUGAAGGUCCUGACCUACCCCUGCUACUUGAUUGACUAGUGCAAUUAAAGCUGGAUGUAGUCAUAUUCAUUCCUUGAAUAUGACGCUGUGUCAUAUUCAUAUUAGUAAAACCUCAGCGCCUAGGACUUGCCGAUCGCAUGGUCGGCGGUUCGAAUCCCCGCGGCGGGGUGAGCUCCCAUCGUUCGGUCCCAGCUCCUGCCCACCUAGCAGUUCGAAAGCACCCUUAAGUGCAAGUAGAUAAAUAGGUACCGCUUUAUAGCGGGAAGGUAAACAGCGUUUCCGUGUGCUGCUCUGGUGCCGGUUCGCCGGAGCAGCUUCGUCACGCUGGCCUCGUGACCCGGAAGUGUCUGUGGACAGCGCUGGCUCCCAGCCUCUAGAUUGAGAUGAGCGCACAACCCUAGAGUCUGUCAAGACUGGCCCGUAUGGGCAGGGGUACCUUUACCUUUAUGUUCUUGAAGGUCCUGACCUACCCCUGCUACUUGAUUGACUAGUGCAAUUAAAGCUGGAUGUAGUCAUAUUCAUUCCUUGGGUGCUAAAGUGAAAGAUAAUCAAUUUCACCUAAGAAAGGUUAGCAUCACUUCAUGGCGGGAUCUACCAGCAAUUAGGUCAUGUGGAAAGCUCUGGCUGGCAUAUGAUCAGCUGCGACACCAAUGCCAUAAUGCAUUUGAGCAGCGAGCUGAUGCCUUGGAACUGAUGAUUAGCCAGAGCAAUUGUGUCGGCCUUGCUGUCAAUUGCAUGCUACACCUCAUCAGAUAAUCUAGUUUGCUGUGGAUCCCCCUUAGCUGUCCAAAAUAAAUAGAGGAAAUAAAAUUGACUCCAUCUUUAAUGUCUAGUCUGUUGCAUCUUAAAAGCGACUAAUGUGUAACUAUUUAUGUGCAGGUCAAAUUAUGUUUGAUGCUGUGAGCUGGUCAGAUGUGCAAGAAAAGCAAAGAAUAGCCGAGGUUUUGGUUGAAGGAUUAGUUGAACUCUCAAGAGGAAACGAUGUAAGAUAAGCUUAUUCUCUUUAAGUAUAAUGGUUAUGCCCCUCAGUUUUGAUUUUUGAAGCUUGUUCCCAUUCCAGAGGCUAUUGUGCUGUAUUUAAGCCAAUUUAAUGGACUGUAACAUUGGUGGGAGCAGAGAAUAUUCUCAUUGCCAAGACCCUAAUUGGCAGGCUCAUGGAUAAGUGUUCUCUUUUUAGAAACUUUUAUUAGCUGUGCUGAAACCUGGCCUUCAGUUUCUCAAAACUUUUAUUCACCUGCAGAAGUGAGUUUCAAUUUUCUGCUUCUUUCUUGGGGCACUUUAGAAUUUCUUUAUAAUUUUGUGGGGCGUGGGGUUGAACUGAACUUAUUGUUGAGAGAUAGCUGAGGAUGGUGUGUGGGUGUCUAUUUUUCCUUUCCGUUUUGUGGCACUCAGCCUCUUGAGUGCUUCCUGAACUGAAAAAAGCCUCUUGACUAUUAACUGAAGCACAAGAGGCUGCUUUAUCAGACCAGGCCAUGAAAUAAUGUUGUUGUGCAGCCUCCAUUUAUUGCUAUGGGACUGUGUAAAUCUAAUUUAAUUUAAAAGUGAUAUACGGACUACAGUAUCUCUCUUAUUAGCUGAUAUGACCAUUGACUGCCUAUGCUUGGGAAAGGGGUGGCAUGCAUACUGCCAUACGUUAACCUUUUAUGAUUUCUUAGGAAAACCCUUUUGAAUUUCUAUCACGCUUCCUGAUGAGGAAAUGUAAUAAAAAGGAAGAACUCAAAAGCCAGGUUCUGACAACUGAAAGCAAUCCAGAAGCAAGCCUUGGUGUGUCAGUUAAGGUACAAAAGAGCCGCUUGUUAGCUUUGGGCAACUUCCAUAGUUCUUCUAAUACUUCCUCGUUUUGUUUUGGAACACUAUUCUUGGACAGGAUUGAACAGCUUGCUCUAAGAUAAGUGAAGCAAUGCAUAUAAAGUAGUUUGAGUUCACGUGUGCAAUGAUGUUCGUAGUGUUUUUUCUAUGUUUUAUUUAAUAUAUGUUAAUAACUCCCUCAUAUCUCAUGACUGGGAGACAGACAGUGUAUAAUUUUAUAUUUUUAAAAAGUGUUCCCAUUUAGGUUCUGUGCUCUAAUUGGUAACGUGAUGAUGAGUGACCUUUGAGUACAGAAACUUGUAGCCGCAAUGGCUGCUGUUUAGCUGAUGCAAUACAAAUGAAGCCUGUUUCUAUAGCUAUAAAGCAAGUGUAUUUCUGAAUCUGUUUGAGAAUAGCUUCAGUUUAUAUUCUCAGAAUAAAUCUAUGUAGCAGCAUAAGAAUAUUUAAUGAUAUUACCUGUGAGAACAAAGUAACAGCACAGUCUUAUACAUUACUUAGAAGUAAGCUGCAUCGAGUUCAUGGGGCUUGUUUCCAGGUGAAUGGGUAUAGCGCUACAGACUAAGAAGCUUUUCAGGUAACACAAACCUUUAUGGUCUUCUUUUCUGCUUGCUUAUUUAUAUAUUUAGCUUACCUUAAUAACAAACUAGGAUGCCUUAGAAAAUUAUAAUCAAAACUUUUAAAUAUACUCAGAUUAUAUUCCAGCUACUGAAACAAAACAAAACCCCUUUAAAAAGUGUUACUGAUUUGUUUCUAAUGUAUCUUGGGCUUUCAGACCAGCAAACUUGAUAAAGAGAUAGCAGAGAAGCGAAAAAGCUUUGCCAGAGAACUUCUCUUAAGUGAGAGGAACUAUGUGAACAUGCUGGAAAUUGUACGAGAUGUUUAUGUUAAACCGCUAAAGGCCGCGCUGGCCUCACAUCGAGUCAUCCUAAGCUAUGCCAAUGUUCAGACCAUCUUCUCUGAUAUCUUGAACAUCCUACAACUGAAUAGGUAAGUUUCACUUAUUGUUCUGAAGCACAUUUAGAUUCUUUAAAAAUAAAUAUCCCAACACUUAAGGCCUGAAUUCUAAACAAAGUAGAUGUGAUUGGGAUUUGGGAUGCAGUAUUUCUGAAAUUAUUAGACAUGGAUCAUUUAAUAUACCUGUGACCAGUCAUACUUGUAGACACAUUUAACAGAAUUUCAUUAUUAUCAACAAGAGAAAAGCAGCCAUGGGAGCCAUGUGAACUUCAUUCAGUACAGGAACUAAUGUUAUUUAGCUAAAAACAAGACAAGACUGGGGUCAUCGUAAGCCUUGCAAAUCUGGAACUAUACUUGAUGAUCUGAUAAAGCAGACAGUCUUUACUUCAGUAUUUUAGCUGGUGUGCAAACUACUCAUUCUACAUGUAUAUUUUCACCUUUGAAUUUUUGUCUCUGGUUAUUAUUAUGAUAUCUGUUUUGUUGUAUACAUUAUAAAAUAAAAUAGUAAUACAAAACUUUAUACCAAAAAAGAGAGAAAAAGCCAAGACUGGGGAACCUGUGGCUUCUUCAGAUGAUUAUAGAAUUGUAGAUUUGGAAGGGACCCUGAGGAUCAUCUAAUCCAACCCUCUGCAAUGCAGGAAUAUGCAGUUGUCCCACAUGGCAGUGGUUUUCAACCAGUGUACUGUAGCACCCUGGGGUGCCUUGAAUGAUGGUCAGGGAUGCUGCAGGCAACACUGGCCUCUGUCCCUCUCUUUCUUUCUUUCUUUCUUUCUUUCUUUCUUUCUUUCUUUCCUUCCUUCACUUCCUCCUCUGGUGCCCUCUUGAGUCUCUGCCUCCCAAAGGCUUGCAAAGCUGUUUUUGUUGCAGCAGCUCUGGCUACAAGCUCCCCAGGCAAAUGGUGCCUCUAGGGCUGGCCAGGGGGUGCUUCCCAGGCCCCUGUGGGGCAGUGUGAGAAGGCACCUCUCUUUGGGGGCAGUGGGAGCAGCUCAGAGACCAGGGACAGCAGCAGCAGCAGCAGCAGCAGCAGCUGCCCGGAGGAUUCCCAAGGAGAGGAGGCUGAGGGAACACUCCACAAGGGAGGCUGUUUGAGAAAGGGUGAGAUGCUGCCAGCUCUGCAGGCAAGGGAUGAUGUAACUGGGCUGCUGAGCCCCACAGGGGCGCUGCAGAAAGAAAGUAGUUGGUCAAGGGAGCUGUGGACUUGAAAAGGUUGAAAACCUCUGCCAUAUGGGGAUCAGACUGGCAACCUUAGCGUUAUCAGCACCACUCCCUAACCAACUGAUGUUGAUAGAUUCCAACUUCCAUCAGCAUGGCCAGUGGCCAGGGAUGGUGGUAAUCCAGGGUGGCAGCUUCUGGGGACUGAGGCACUGUGUCUCCCCCUCAAUGUUCAGAGGGGCCCCCCGUGUAAUGUCAGAACAUUGUGUCUGGUCCCUCAAUCUUCCAGAGACGGUGGCACCUCUGAUGGUAAUUGUACUCCAGCCACAUCUGGAGACCCCCCAGUAAGCCACCUUUGGAUCUGCAGGAUGGACAUGGCUGUAGGCAUAAGACAGUAUGAGAACAUUGCUAAGAUAGUAUGAGAACAACCUCACGUGUCCCCGUUGUACUGGCAUCUCCUUGAUUGUGCUUCCCGUGGCCCAGUGGAAAAUUGCACCCUUAAAGACAAGUUUCUAUUGGCAAGGACUCAGUUUAUACAUCUGAUGUAACUUAUUUCCUAGAGGCGUCUGCCUGGAACAUUUAAAGACUUAACAAAUGGCUGGUUAGGCAAGUUAUCAAAUGUGUUGAGGGUUUAUAGGAAGACGUGUGUUUAUUACAGCUGAUUUAAUGCAGAAGGCUCCCCAAAAAUUGAACACAGAACUGUACAUAGAAAUAUUAUCAGAAGUGACUAAAUGGCGCCACUGCAUGUGACAGUACUGAUGUAACCGAGGGAGUAAAGAACCUUAUGCUUUCCAUGUCUUUCUUGCUGGAUUCUAAUUUUCAUUAACCCCAGGCAGGGUAUGAUGAGACUUUAGGCCAACAAGAUCUGAUUGUCACCACUUGGGAGGUCAGGAAGCAAUCCUACACACUUACCUGGGACAACUUACCAUUUAAAACAUUGGAAUGAAUGCUUAAGUAUACAUGCAUAGGAUUGAACUUUUAGAAGGGCUUCCUAGCUUGUAAAGUGGUGAUGUAAAUCCUAUUCAUUCACCUUGUUCCCCAUAUUUCUGAUUGUCUGCUGAAAUUCUUCUCAGUGGUUGUGGGUGGAAGAUGUUAUGGAUGGCCAGCUUACCACAGAACCUAUAUAGUAAGUUAUUCAUGCCGGAUGCCUAGGGUGGACCAGACAACAGCAUAACUUCACAGUAACUUUGCAGCCUUGAUAUUUAUGUCACUCGGCUUGCAGGAAAACAUGUUGUCAUCAUCACUAUCUGUUGGAACUUGCCUGGAACCUGAUAGGAAGAGAGAAACACCCUUCUCUCUGUUUCACACAGGUGGUUUUCAGAUGAGUUAACACAAAGACUUAAUGAAUGGAACCCAGCCCAAAAAUUAGGAGACCUGUUCAUUCAAUUUUGCCAGCAACUUCAAACAUACACAAACUUCUUCAACAAUUAUGCAGUAAUUCUGAAAACUAUAGACAAGGUAAGAACACACCAAACUCUCAUGAUUCUAAGUCAGACACUCCUUCCACUGCAACAUUUAUUUUUUUUAAACUCCUAUGCUCACAUAUCUCCCUGUCCAAAGCAGCAUCCAACAAAUAGUAACUAAAUAUUAAAGUGCAUUUAAAUAUCUUUGGAAAAGUAUAUUUAUGCUAUAUUUUGUUAAAAGAAAAAGUAAAGCUUAGAUCUGUAAGCAAGUAAUCGGUUAUAAGAAUGUUUGUUUAUUAAAAAUUAAUGAGAUCUGAAUUUUGAGUAAGUCUUGUUUUAUUGUGAUUUUAGUUCUUAUUUUUAUAUUAAUUGGUAUAUUUUCCAUCAUUAAAAAUUAGAUGCAAUCAGGAAAAUAAUAAAGUUACCUUAUGCAAACUGGAUUACAUGCCUGUAUUUGUUUCACUGCUUUCUGCCCACCAUGCCCUGUAGAUAGUCUUAACAUGAUGCAGUUUCCAGGAUGAUCCUAGGCUGUGUUCUUCUACUGUAUGAUAUUAUGGGGUUGGGAAUACUGGAGUGCAAUAGCCCAGUAAUCUGUGCACAAAGCAUGUAAUUUGGAAGUUCCCUUCCCACUCAGCCUUGUCAAUCUGGCAUCUCAGAGCCCUAUCCUCCCGAGGAUUUGUGUCACAACAGUUCAAGGUGCAUCGUGGGAAAGGGCUUCACCAGCCUCAACUUUCAAUAUUGAAAGGGAAACUAAGUGUUGUACCCAACUACAUUUUAACUUGCCUAAAUUAGGCUUGUCCAUUAAUCUCAGUGGGUCUGCAUUUUGUAAAACUAACAUUGACUAAACCCCAAAGCACAAGAGGUGCCUGCAGCUUCACAGCCUUACCAAAAUGUUUUUGAGCUGCCCAUAUUUACUGAGCAGCUACUUGCCAGAUGCUAACACCACUGUGAGCCGGAGUCUAAGGUUCAAGUCUGCCUCAGUGCUGGAGGCAAAGGACAAGGUAUUCCACAGCAGCCCACAGAACUGGGUUAUGGAAAUGCUGCUGUUUGCUCCUUAUUUGGUCCGUAGUUUUAUGGAUUACAUCACACUGAUGGUCAAAACCUUUUGCUUUCACAGUGCAGGGAGACUAUUCCAGUAUUUCGUGCCUUUCUGAAGAGACAUGACAAGACUGUUGCUACUACUAUGAGAAGGUAAAGUCUUGUAGUUUAAAAUAGGAAGGAGGACACUGCCAAAGCAUGGGUGUUUUGUAUAUGCUAGAGGCAAAAAUGGGCAGAGCAACAUAUGUACAUUUUACCUUUGUGCAGUAGGCUAGUUACUAUGUACACACUUGUCUCUAUUCUCCAUCUAGACAAGCAAAGAGGCAUUAUCUGAGUUCAAAGGUACAUUCCAGCCAGGCAAAAACAUUGAGGGUGUGAAGCAGGGCGCAUGAAGGACAUGGCCUGAGGAGAGUUUAGAGUGCCCUAUAUGGAGGGCUAGAGGGCUGCAUUUUACCCCAUGGCCUAAGGGUUCCCUGCCACCCGUUUCUUCAACAUAACUGUCCCUUCAAAAAGAGUGCAACCUCAUCGAGAACAGGCAAACUGCUUACUUCCUGGACUUGUGAACCUCCUACCCACAGAACCUAUGUCUUACCUGCUACACUAGGCCCCUAAGAUAUGGCUUGACAUACCUUUGUUGGUCUUGGGACAUGCAAUGCAAUUUGCUACUUUUCUAAUUAAAGCAUGGAUUAAGUGCAUCUAUGUAACACGUAGCCUCCAAGAAUUUCUGUUGUGCCCAUCUAAGAGGAUUGAAGAGUACAUCACGCUCCUGUAUGCUCUGAGGCUUCACACUCCUCCAGAACACACUGACCGUGAAGAGCUGACUCCUGCAAUUAAGCAAAUGAAACAGUUCAAGGAUUACUUAGAUCAGGUUUGUCUACUACGUUUGUUUUAGCAUGACGACCUUGCAUGGAUCACUAAGGCACUCAGUAGCAAGCGCUCUCAUGGGAUAGCUGUGACUGUGGAGAGCCAACAUAAUUCAAGUUUUGGUUUUGGACUAUUAUUAUUAUUAUUAUUAUUAUUAUUAUUAUUAUACCAGGGGGCAGUUCACAACAUAAAAAUACAAAAUGAGAACACAAAAUACAUAAUAAAAAAGGACCAAAACAAACCAAUAACCCCCUCCCGCAAACACAUUUAAAAGGCCAUAAAAUUCAGCUCAAGGCCUGGUUAUAUAGAAAUUUUUUCAUCUGGCACCUGGUAUGUAAUGAAGGCAGCAGGCGUAGAUGGGGAGCUUGUGGCUCCUCCAGAUGCCGCUGGAGCUGCUGGGUGUUGGAGUCUUGAGGACCUAAGUUUCCUCUCUCCACCUUAAAUGUCGCAAACAGGAAGAUAGGAUAUGUUGGAGGGUUUUUUUAUCCUGCCCUCCCUCCCAGAGAGGCUCAGGGCAGCAAACACCAAAAUCGUAAAUAAUACAAUUAAAAACAUCCACACACCCUCACAACUAAUUACUUCAAGGUUGCCAGGAAAAGCAUCUUUCAGCCAUCAAAUGCCUGAGUAAACAUUUAUUUUUUAAAAAAGUUCCUCCAUAAAGUUAAUGAUGAGUAAGACAAGACACAUCUCACCAGAGAGGGCAUCUUGCAAAUGAGGAACAACCUAUGGGAGCACCCUUGAAGGAUGUUUGGCUAAGAGCAUUACAGAUAAGAUCUCUCCUUUCAUCUUCAUCCUUGAGAAGCUAACUCACCUUAUGUUUACCAUACUAAAAUUCUAGCUAAAACUGAACGUUGGCAGAGAUGAUCAGAUAUUAACUACACAAAGACGCAUCCAAGGAUGUCCUGUAAGUACUUUGUAUAGACAAACGUAGUGUGAUAUAGAGGAAAUGCAUGUAUUUGUGUGAUAAAGGCAGAAUAAUUUGCCAUGGAGUAGGUUGUGCUUGUGAAUAACAAAGGAAACGUAACUAUUUUGUAAAAGUAGUAGUUUCCUCAAAAAUGAAGCACAAGAUAAGUAUUAAAAGAACACACGGCUAUGGCAUAGUGAACUCAAAUGCAUUUGGGAAGAGAGAUUCUAUCUAGGAGAUAGAAUAUGCUGCAUAGGCAAUUUUUGUCUGUGAAACUGUGUGCCUUCGUGGAUACAAAGCACAUCAUUGGGGUAAAGGGAGAUGUAUAAAAUUCCUCCUGAUGUUUAACAGAAGUGUGUGAUUUAACAUACAUCAGCAACCGAGGACAACCAAACAAAAAUAAUCAAACUUUAUCCAAAUAUUUUUAAAUCUUUUCAUGUUUAAUCCACAGAAGUUACUGAAAGCCAAUAGGUAUCUAAUUGCGAUGCAAGAUGUAGCCCAGCUAAACUGCUGCUCAGAGAGAGUCCAUAUGUCAUUCAGGUAAACAGACAGAUAAAAUAAUAGGAGGGUAGAGGAAGAAAAAUGAAGGAUGCCUUUCAAUGACUGGUUGCUAAAUCUGUUUUGCAUAGUUUAUUAUUUGUAGCUGAGGACUGUUAUGUUUAUGAAUUGUUUGCACAUGAAUUCUUCAGUUAAUAAAGGAGAACCUACCGCUUAGAUGCAUUGAUUUCUUUCUUUCUUUGCACAAAACUGGGUGAAUUCUUUCCGCAGAAAUGAACAGUGCUAAUGAUGAACUAACCGGCAAUCAAGUCUAAGCUUUUGGGUGGGACAGGACACUCUGUGGUUAAUGCCUUCUAAUUACCUCUGGGUAUUGCUUUAAUUGUAUCAGUGGCCCAGAGAUCAUUCCUUCUAACAGAAAAAAAAUAUAUUUUUAUUAGCCAUUGGCUUAUUGAUUGAUCCCCUAAGAAAGAGCCAUUACUUUCAGGAAUGUGUUGCAGGACAAGUUCUAAUGCUUAAAACUGAAAAAUUAGAAGAAAAAUUAGCUUGAGACUAAAUGUUCCCUGAUGUUGGGAAAGAUGGGAAAGAUGGAGGGCACAAGGAGAAGGAGACGACAGAGAAUGAGAUGGUUGGAUGGUGUUCUUGAAGCUACCAGCAUGAGUUUGAUCAAACUGCGGGAGGCAGUGGAGGACAGAAGUGCCUGGCGUGCUCUGGUCCAUGGGGUCACGAAGAGUCGGACACGACUAAACGACUAAACAACAACAAAAUAAGCACACUGAAUUAAGAGUUGCACUUUAACAAGUACAGGGUUACUGAUUUUUUUUCAUUUUUUUUUCAUUAAACAUUUUCAAAAGCUUAAUAUACUACUGAUUAAUAUCUGUGUUAGUUUCUCUGAAGUCUAACAUGGAAGACUAAUCCUUUGUUUUCAAUUUUGGCAGGCUGUAUGAGCACACCCAUGAUCUUAGCCUCUUCCUUUUCAACGAUAUACUUGUUAUCUCACAGCGCAGCAUCUCUUACAAGCCAUUCGAACGUAUCUCACACGUUACUCACCAGUUCUUGGCAGUGGUAACACUUCACCAACUCCUGGUUGAAGAUAUUCCAGAUUCCAAAUGUGAGUUUUCCCCUACCCUAAAAUGAUAUAAACAUGGCACAAAAUCUGUCAGGAUAUUUUAAAAAAAUGUAUUUCAAAUUAAAAUUGUAAUAUUGUAACAAAAUGACUCCCCAUACCAAAUACUUAGCUAGCAUUGCAAGGUCACCUGGAUAUUCUUGAGCUUCUGUUAAAAUUAAAACCAGUUGCAAUAGUUAGGGAAAUAGAGGUUAAUGUGUAUCGAGUGCAGAUGAGAUGGUAUAUUUUUCUGCCAAAGCUGAUUGCCUAACAGCAGAUGAAUUCUGCAAUAGGAGCUUGUGUUAAUGACAGUUGUCCUCAGAAACCCAUCCUAGUUUUCCACAGAGCUUCUGGAGAUGGAAAAAAUAUAUCAUAUGCUUCUAAGAGAUCCACAGAAGCUCCAGAAUUCCUUUGCUGGAAAGUCUCCAUUACUGUCUUAAGGCAUUCCAAGUGCUUGCUUACUUUAAAACCAAGAAAACAAAUACCUAAGAAUGUUGCAUGGUGAGGUCCACAAUCCGAAUGCAUGUUUAGGAAAGAUAGCUGCUCAGUAUCUUUAGAUCCAAGGGGAAAGAACUAUUAUACCAGGAAGUAUAGACAACAACCUUUCUGAAUGCCUUGAAAUCAGCAAUUAUCUGUGGAAGCAGCUGCUCCAGGCAAACUUCUCAAAACUCUGUGCAAGGACAGGCUAUUGCCAUUCUAACGGAUGCUGAGCGGCCCCAGUAAUCCCUCUAUUUAAAGGACAGAAGGGGUUAGCAAAACAAUUAGGGGCUUAAUUUUUUCUUAAUAAGUGAACAGACCCUGGCUAUUGGCUCACUGGUACAGCUGGUCUGGGAGAUGGUGUUGGCUCCUCCUGCAGGAGGAAGGAAGUUUGCAUGGCUCUGCCUGUGGACUAUGGUAGGGGUCUCCAUUCCAAAGGUGCUCUGUGCCCUCCAGGAGCCUCUGGUGAAUUACCCUUCCAUCAGAAGAACUCAGGGCAAUGCAAGAGUACAAACUGUGUUAACACAGGUAACAUAACAAUGCCUGUCAGAAAUAACACAGAGUGCUGUAAAUCUCCACAUUAUUCACUGCAGUGGAAAGAUGCAUUUGCUGGUCAAUGAAUGAUUCACUUUGAAAAACAAACCACUUUGUACAAACUUCCCUUUUUCAGUAUCUGCAUGCAGACGAAAACCAGGGAUGAGGAAAAGUGCAAUACUAAUUGAGUAGUGGGAUAAGAAAGGUGUUACUGAAUGGCAACAAGGCCUGCUUUACAGGUCACCAUUUCUGGAGGGAAUGCAAUGCAUGGAACACCAUAAAUGGGUCAAGCUUUCACCACUGCACAUAUUGCUACAUGAUCUCCUGUCUUAGCUUGAAAACUGAUCCUUAUUUAUAAUCUUUCAGAAAUCAGAUUAUUAUUAUUUUUACAGAUAUCAAGAAUGCUUUUCUUCUGCAAAGUCCCAGGUGUCAAAUGAUUUGUUCUACAGAGGACCAUGACAAGUUUAUAUGGCUUUCUGCACUGCAAAGGGCAAUUAUCUGCAAUAUUGAAGAUAAUGUAAAUUGUUCUUGAAAUUUCCCAGCUUUAUUUACUACCUCACCUUCCUGCCGCUUGUAACUGUCAUGCAGCUCCCAAAAGAAAAAGAUAACCGUUCAGUGUCUACAACAGACAUGGGGAAAUCAGGCUGACCAAGGGCCUCAUUUAGCCAGUGGGGCUGUUUCCCUGACACUUAAUGUCAUGAGUGAUGUCUGGUGAGGGCCAAAUGGACACAAAACUGCCAACACACAAUCCGGAGCCUUAAUAGUGCACUCCUGAUUGCACCUUGGCAAGCCAGCUGGGAUUGGUUGUGCUACUGAGUUCCCCCCACUGAGAAUUUUGUAGAUAGUAGUGCAUCAGUAGAAAACAGAGCUGACAGGUGAUGACUUCAAAGUUGCUGGGAUCAGCUGUGUAGCUGCCCCUUGCAGAAAGUGGAGCUUGAAGUCAGCACUGAUCAGAUGAUUGGUGGGAACUUCAAACCCUAUUUAGGCUUGAAUUUUCCUCUGUAGCAUGGGGGAAGCCAGAGAUCCAGAUGGCUAGACCUAGUUCCCUGCCCCUGUCUACAGUAAAGUACAUUUGCUGUGACUUAGUAUUUCUCCUUGCUGUACAGUAGAUAGAAAUUGUUAGUGUGUUGUUAGAUGUCUAUUAAUGCAUGCAGUUACAAAUGUUUAUUCUUUCUCACUCUUUGCUUUGAGUCUCUUUCCUGCUUUGACACAUACCAUGAAUUUUUUAUUUUGUUUGACUUUUCCCUAAUGUUUGAUUUAGGGUGAUAAAUCUCCCAUAGCACAUAAGUGGACUUCCCUUUCUACUCAGCUCCACAUGCCACCAAAAUCUACUCUGGAGGGGAAGGGGAGGAAUCCUGUUGUGUGA
Messenger RNA from Podarcis lilfordi (Lilford's wall lizard), 26713 nucleotides. The record is from the annotation of a GenBank genome assembly. Lineage: Eukaryota; Metazoa; Chordata; Lepidosauria; Squamata; Lacertidae.